Molecule: messenger RNA, 2299 nt
Organism: Halichondria panicea
Lineage: Eukaryota; Metazoa; Porifera; Demospongiae; Suberitida; Halichondriidae
Exons: 8
Coding region: 1368-2135 (255 amino acids)
Source: RefSeq, a predicted model, not a curated record
GUAUACAAGAGAUCGAUGGCCAGAGUCUGAGGAUAGACUCUAUACUAAAUUCAAAAUUUCGUAAGUAUCAAAUUCCAACGCAAUGGUUAACACUCAGCAUCUGUCUUAAGCUUUUGGCUAGAAAUCAAAACAAGUAUCAUGUUUCCUCUUUGAUGAUUGCAUCCAGUUGGGGAAAGAUUUGAUCAUGGACGAAGACAUGUUGAGUGUUGCCUUGCAAUUUCUCCACAAAUACAUUGGGCUUGUUAUGUAUUUUCCUCACCAUGAAAAUCUUAAGAAAAUCGUAAUAUGUGAUCCCCAAGUAGUUUUUUCAACCAUCAGCGAACUAAUCUUCAAUAUUUACGAUCACAACCAGUUUCAAGUUAGCGAAGCACAAUAUGACCGUUUUGUGGAAGCUGGUUGCUUUUCACCUCAAGAUAUCACUCUAAUAAAUAAUGAAGAUCUGCCUGUGAAUGAAGAAAAAGAUAAACUUCUUCCUAUCGAUAAAUUAGUGGAUCUACUAGAGUAUCUAAGCAUUGCUGCUAAAGUACCCGUACCUUCUGGAAAGAAGGAGGUACUAUACUUUCUCCCUGCUGUUCUUCAAACUGCUGCAAUGGAUGCUGUUAAAAGAAGGCAAAAAGGAGAAAACGAAGAAUUGCUUCCAGAACCAAUCUGCAUCCAAUUCAAAACAGGAUACAUACCUCUAGGAUUUGUGUGUGCUUUAAUUGCAAAUCUUACUGCUGAAAGGAUUCAAUCUACUCUUUGAUGAAAGCAACAAGCUCUACAAAAAUAUGAUUCAAUUUCGAUUCCAGGGUAUAUUCAAUGUCACGGUAAUUUCUUUGCCACGGUAUUGUGAGUUCCGUGUCACUAGGCAACCGUUCCCCAACCAAAAACUCAUUGAGUUUUGGAGUGAGAAUAGUUCUCCUCUUAUCAUGGAAACUCUACGUAUACUUGCCAAUAAGGUUCUUCACUCUAUGCAGCGUGGCUUGCGUACAGUAGCUAAGGACUCCAGCAUGUAUGAACUUGCUUUCCAUUGCCCAAGACAUCCGAGCGCAGACUUUGGACAGGAAUCUCUCGCUGAACUUGUUUAUGACUAUUCAGAUCAACAUAUGGACAAAAAUAUUCCGGAUGAGGCCAUGUGCACUAAAUGCAAUACUGCUAUUCGUCCACUAACUCCUGAAAUGAUGUUUUGGUUUGGUAAGGCUCCGAUUGCAAGCUAAAAAUUUGUGAACAACCAGCUCGCAAAGGCAACGUCGACGUUAUAAGCAUGCAUACGUGCUGAUGGAUUACGGCCACUAACAUAUCAAUGGUAUUCAAAGGGGAACAAGCUCUGUGAUGAUGACAACCAGGACUAUGAUGACUACACAACAGAUAAUCUUGUCAUUAAGGAUAUGGUGUCGGGAGGUGUUUUUAAAUGCCAAGUGAAAGACAGAUUUGGCAACUGUGUUGAAUCUGAUGAGCUUGAUAUCUUUGAAGAUGUACUCAGAAGAACUUGGGAACUAGAAAAACCGGAAAUCAGCAAAUUAAAGGAAAACGGAUUUAGAAGUAUCAGAGAAUUAAAAAGUAUCAAGCUUGACGUACUGAAGUUCGAAGACGUUGAUAAGGAAAGGAUGGAACCACUCUUUCAGUUUAUUCAGAACAAAUUUGACAGUUCUUCAGCUUCAUGUGGAUUCUCUACUGGAGGGAGCAAACAGUCAACACGCUAUGAUACUGAAUUCAUUGUGAAGAGGCCAUCAUCAGAUGAGGGGUCCCUGCCAUCAGAAAGGCUCCAAUACUCAGCAAGUCCAGUCCAGAGAAUAGAAACUACAGUAUCACCGGCUGCAGGACCACCCGCUAAUCAAGUCACUCUCCAAGAACUAAAAAUGCAAUACAAUCUAACUGAUGAGCAACUCAACAGUGAAAUAGUGAGGUCAGAAUUUCCUAACCUGGCCAAACAUUUCGAUGGUGUGAUUAUAUAUUCGCAUGCCAUGGGACUAGCUCCUGCUGACCAAACUGAUGUGAAUGAGUUGUUCCAUAAGAGAGGAACUCAAGCAGCCAUGACUGAAUGUUUUAAUAUCUGGAAUCAACACAAUCCUUUUGCAGCAACUUACGGAGCUCUACUGGAGUUGUUACUAAGAUUGAGAAAAGACAAGAUAGCUGAUCUAAUCUGUCAGCACUAGUCCACUGGAGCCGGAGGUGUGGUCACUGCAUGGCUCGGACUCGUGAACUGAUUAGUAUCAAACUGUACAGGACACUCAGAGCGAUACUUUCAUUAGACUAUAAUUACUAUACUCCUACGUUAUAGCGUUAUAUUAAUGUGUUACGACUAUAUAAUGAUUAGCCU